AUGGUCGAGGAGGAAGCUAAGAGCUUACCUAUGGAGCUGAGCGAGAAGGGAGGUGUGGAGAACAACGGAUUUGUUCAAAAUGAGGCUUUUGACGACAAGGACACCAAUACCAGUAGCCAAGAAGAAAUGCCAAAAACAUGCGUUGUCGAUGCGGACCCAGCAGCUAUUGAGGAGCCAGCACUGAAGCCCUACGCGGGGAUGCCGAAGGAAGUCUUGCUGAAGUUCUCCAGGCAAGCCCGGUACAGAGUCACCAGGGAGAUUCUCUUCUGGCUCACAGUCGCCGCUGCCAUCGUGCUUGUGUGCGCUACGAUCACGAUUAUUGCGCUCUCUCCGAAGUGCCUUGACUGGUGGCAGGCUAGUCCUAUUUAUCGGAUCUAUCCUCGUUCCUUCAAGGACAGCAACAUGGAUGGGAAUGGGGAUCUGAAAGGUAUCCAAGAAAAGCUGGACCAUAUCACGUAUUUGAAUAUAAAAACCAUCUGGAUCACCUCUUUCUACAAGUCCCCCUUAAAAGACCUUGGAUAUGGAGCAGAAGACUUCUAUGAUAUUGAUCCCAUGUUUGGAUCAAUGAGCGAUUUUGAGGAUCUGCUUGCAGCCAUACAUGACAGAGGGUUAAAGGUGAUAAUGGAUUUAAUACCAAACCACACAAGUGACAAACACCGAUGGUUCCAGCUGAGCCGCAAUCGGACUGGGAAGUACACGGACUACUACAUCUGGCAGGACUGCGGGCAGGCUGCCGGUUCGGUCACUCCCCCCAACAACUGGGUGAGUGUCUUUGGGAAUUCCAGCUGGCAGUUCGACGAUGUGAGAAAGCAGUGUUAUCUUCAUCAGUUUGGGAAAGAACAGCCGGACUUGAAUUUUCACAACCCCGCUGUCCAACAAGAAAUCCACGAUAUUAUCAAAUUUUGGCUUGGCAAAGGAAUUGAUGGAUUUAGUUUCAACGCUGUUAAAUUUCUCUUAGAAGCAACACAUCUCCGAGAUGAGCCUCAAGUGAACAAGUCCCAGAAUCCAGAGAGUAUCACAGCCUAUUCCGAGCUCUACCAUGACUACACGACCACACAAGUUGGUAUGCAUGAUAUCAUCCGUAGCUUUCGUCAAACCAUGAAUCUGUUCAGCAGUGAACCUGGCAGAUACAGGUUUAUGGGUUCUGAUGGUGAUGAAAAGGAAGACAUUGAGGCAACCAUGGUGUAUUAUGGGACAACUUUUAUUGAAGAAGCAGAUUUUCCCUUCAAUUUCAACCUAAUUAAUGUGAAAAAUCUAUCGGGCAACAGUAUUUUUGAAGCUGUCAACUUGUGGAUGAGAAACAUGCCUGCAGGAAAAUGGCCAAACUGGGCGGUUGGAAGCCCUAACGCUGCUCGGAUUUCAUCUCGGAUUGGGAAGGAGUAUGUCAACGUUAUGAACAUGCUGCUCUUGACCCUCCUGGGUACUCCGGUAACUUAUUAUGGUGAAGAAAUAGGCAUGGAGAAUAUCGCGUCAGAAACUGUAAGCAAAGAGCCUAUGAACUCUAAUCUUGUUGUUGCGACCUUUCCAGAGAAAUCCCCCAUGCAGUGGGAUGGCAAAGUCAAUGCUGGUUUUACUGAAGGCAACGGUAGCUGGUUACCUGUUAACUCUGACUACCAAAGGGUGAACGUUGAAAUCCAGAUGACCUGGUCCAACUCAACCCUGAACUUGUACAGAGAGCUCACUUUGCUGCGCAACAGCGAGCUACCCAUGCAUCGGGGGUGGAUGUGCUACAUCUGGAACGACAGUAACAUUUUUGUGUACGUGAGGGAGUUGGAUGGGUUAGACAGAGUCUUCAUGAUGGUUCUCAACUUUGGGCAGGAAUCGACAAUAGACCUGAAAGCUAUAGUUCCUAGCCUCCCAUCUGAAGCCAUUGUAAGACUAAGCACUAAUUUCAGCAAUGCUGGUAAAUCUGUCAAUACCAAACUAAUUAAAACUGAAAUGGGAGAAGGCCUGAUCCUCGAAUACAAAACAGCAAAGCCUGUUCAUACUAUGGAAGCUUUUCAAGGAAAUUGUUUUGUGGCAGAAAAAGCUUGUUAUUCCAGUGCCUUCAAUUUACUCUAUGUGAACUGUUAA
Opisthocomus hoazin is the source of this 2073-nucleotide messenger RNA. NCBI's taxonomy places the organism in Eukaryota, Metazoa, Chordata, Aves, Opisthocomiformes, Opisthocomidae. The record is from RefSeq and is a predicted model, not a curated record.